CCUGCGGCGCCUCUAACAAAGACCCGGCCGGUGUCGUCCGCCCUGCCUGCCGCUGCUCCUCGGGUUCGCCCUCUGGGCUGGCGGGGGAAGGAGCAGGAGGAGGGAGGGAGGGCGGCUCUCUUUCUCGCCUCCUUCCCCCGGGGACCCCCUGGGGCCAGGGAGACCCCCGCCCGCUUCCCGCCCCAGGCCUGGCUGAGGGAGGCCAUGGCAGCCCCGCUUUUCCACCCUGCCGCUGCUGGGAAGGGGCUGCCCAGCCGGUAGGAACCCCCAUCUCCAGGGGCACCUCAUCAUUUCCCUAUUCUUUGUUUUCUUUUUCCCCAUUGGAAGCAAUCCUUCCCCUGCACAGGAUCCUCUCCUCCUUCCCUUCUUUAUCCGCCUUCUCAAGACAUACAUUUCAAUUAAUACCUUUUGGGACCCCCACUUUGGAUUUUCCUGCAUCCUGCAGCUUUUCAACCAGAGGACUUAGGCUGAGAUUGAGAAACUUUCCCCCCCUCCUACAGAUCCAUAAAGAUAGCAACUAUCUUUUUCAUAGUUUUGUGGAUUCUGGACCUAGAGAGAGACUUGGGUUUUUCUGCAUCCUGCAGCUUUUCAACCAGAGGACUAGGCUGAGAUUGAGAAACUUUCCCCUCUUCCACAAGACCCAUACAUAGCAACCACCUUUUCAUAGUUUUGUGGAUUCUGGACAUAGAGACUUGGGUUUUUCUGGAGACUGUAGCUUUUUAACCCGAGGACUUAGGCUGAGAUUGAGAAACUUUCCCCCCUUCCACAGACCCAUAAACAUAGCAACCAUCUUUUUCAUAGUUCUGUGGAUUCAGGACAGAGGAAAGAGAGACUUGGGUUUUGCUGGAGACUGCAGCUUUUCAACCAGAGGACUUAGGCUGAAAUUGGGAAACUUUUCCCCCUUCCACAGACCUAUAAACAUAGCAACCAUCUCUUUCAUAGUUAUUUUUAAAAUUCUGGAUAGAAGAAAGAGAGACUUGGGUUUCCCUGGAGCCUGCAGCUUUUCAACCCAAGGACUAGGCUGAGACUGAGGAACUUUUCUCCCCUUCCACAGACCCAUAAACAUCACAACCAUCUUUUUCAUAGUUUUGUGGAUUCCGUUCUUUGCUCCCGCUUACAGAUCCACAUUUCAAAGAUUCCUGAUUCAUCCCUCUUAUCAAGGCAAUAGGCUCCUUCCCUCUGUAUUUUAAAGUGCACUUCUGAUAUUGACCCCCCACUUUCCUGAUUCUCUAAUUCAUUUAUGCUCCCCAAAUUGUUGGAAAAGAACCUGAGCUGCCCCUAGCAUUUCCAGACAACCUCCAAGCUUCCAAAAGGAAAAUACCAUAAUAAAUGCUCCAUAUCUCUGCUACAACCUUGAGAUAAAUUUUGAGUGCUCGCAUUUCUAAUGUAAUUGUUUAUUUUGCAGAAAUCUAAUUGAAAAGUUGUUACUAUUUUACCUGCCCAAUUGAACAAUCCUAUCCAAUGUGGCUGCUUUUUUCAAUAGUCCAGAUGCCCACAAAUCCAUUUUGAGAAAUGAUCCUUUUCUUUUUGCAACCCGGCAUUCUGAACUUCAUGUCAUCCUCAAUAGAAAACUCUUAAACCUAACUAAAAAAUAUUCCCCAAAUCAGAGGGCAAUGGUUUAGAUCAAAGUAGGGCUUCUGUCAUCUGAAUUCUCCCCAAAUUUGAGUGUAUUGAAAAAAAGACAACUUUCAAACUGAUCCAUAAUCAAAUCAAAUUCACACUUUCUGCAAUUGUUUAGAGAUUUCUUAUUCUCAAAGUACCGCAAAAUCCCACCGUUCUUUUUAAGAUGGUAGAAUUUUAGAGAAACCCUAAAACCGAGUCCAUAUUUAGGUAGAUUCUUGAAACCCCAUAAUUUUUGAGCAUCUAGUUUUGGCGAGGUUUCUUGUACAUGGUCCUUCUUUGCUAGUCACCCUCAAAAGUCUUGCAUCACUUUCAACUUCUUUGUCUUUGGAACGAUACCGUGAAACUCUUAUGACCCACACUUUCAAUUCUGGAAGCGGCAGCUUGUCCGAGCAACUUCUCUCGCCCCAUUGCAUCCAGAGCUGAUAUUUAUUUCCUUGCGUCCAAUGGCUUUUCAGGACCCCAAUCAUCCCUUACAAGCUCAGCUUUGUAGCAAUGUUUUUGGGGCUCUGACCGGGCUCAUCCAACCCCCAUUAGCGGCUGGGCUGGGCGGUGGGCAGAAGUACUAUUGCAAUAAUGGCGUACAGAUAGCCUCUCCGCAACAACAGCAGGCGGCACCCGGCAGCGCAGUGAUGGUUGAACCAGAACCCGACCGGCCCAUCGGUUAUGGUGCUUUUGGCGUGGUAUGGUCAGUGACAGAUCCCCGCGACGGAUCUCGAGUUGCACUCAAAAAGAUGCCCAACGUUUUCCAGAACUUGGUAUCUUGCAAACGGGUCUUCAGAGAGCUGAGAAUGCUCUGUUACUUCAAGCAUGACAACGUCCUCUCAGCGUUGGACAUUCUCCAGCCUCCACAAAUAGACUGUUUUGAGGAAAUUUACGUCAUCACCGAGUUGAUGCAAAGUGACCUUCACAAAGUCAUCGUGUCUCCACAACCUCUCAGCGCUGAUCACAUCAAGGUCUUUCUAUAUCAGAUCCUCAGGGGGCUGAAAUAUUUGCACUCUGCUGGUGUUCUUCACCGGGACAUCAAACCUGGGAACCUACUGGUCAACAGCAACUGUGUCCUCAAGAUUUGUGACUUUGGUUUGGCCCGGGUAGAGGAGCCCGAUGAGUCCCAGCACAUGACUCAAGAGGUGGUAACUCAAUAUUACCGGGCCCCUGAAAUCCUGAUGGGGACCAGACACUAUGGCCGUCCCAUUGAUAUUUGGUCUGUGGGCUGCAUCUUCGCUGAACUCCUUGGCAGGCGUAUCCUCUUCCAGGCUCAGAGCCCUAUUCAGCAGCUGGACCUGAUCACGGACCUCCUGGGGACACCUCCUGCUGCCGCCUUGCAUUCAGCCUGCGAAGGGGCCCGGGCCCACAUCCUGCGUGGGAAUCACAAGCCACCGUCGCUGUCUGUCCUUUACAUGCUCUCAGGAGAAGCCACCCAUGAAGCCGUCCAUUUGCUCUGCCGGAUGCUGGUCUUUGACCCGGCCAAGAGGAUCUCCGCCAAGGACGCGCUCUCUCACCCCUACCUGGACGAGGGGCGGCUGCGUUACCACACCUGUAUGUGCACCUGCUGCUUUUCUGUCUCCUCGGGUCGAGUCUACACCAGUGACUUUGAGCCCCGGGCUGACCCCAAGUUUGAUGGCUCUUACGAGAAGAACCUCACCUCCGUCUGGCAGGUCAAAGAACUGGUGCACAGGUUUAUCUUGGACCAACAACGAGGGAAGCGGGUCCCACUCUGUAUCAACCCCCAGUCGGCUGCCUUCAAAACCUUCAUUCGCUCCACAGCGUGGCACUCUUCCAAAGUCUCCAAAAAGGAAGAGAGAUGAAGGUGACCAUUUUUAAACAGACAGAGAAAAAGGAAAAGAAGGGAGACUGGAAAGAAGAAAAAGAAUGAAGAAGGCAGACGAGCUUCCUGUUGGGAGACAAAAAGAAAGAGAAGGGGGGAAAAGGAGAAAAAAGAGAAGAGCCACUGUUCUUAAUCCUGCACUCUUGAAUAUUUUGACUCAUGGACAGACUUUUGGGGUGGGGUUGGGGAAUGAUGAUGUCUUUUUUAAUUAUUAUGAUUAAUAUUAUUUGUGGUGGGAUGGUUAGGAAGAGAUUCUUUUGGCAUUGAUUGGUGUCUUUUUCUCCCUCCACCGUUACUGUUCUGCACUGGAAAACCCCGUAGGUUGUAGGUCUCUUCCUCGUAGGACCUCCCUGCCUGCCCAAAUCUGCACUGGACCUGACACACUUGUAUUUCCCCCCUUCUUCCCGAGUUAGCCUUUCCUUGUGAUCCUGUGUGUGGGCUGCAUCUUGCCACAUCCAAAGGGGUAGUGAUGUGGGAGUGGAUAUAUUUAUGACACUUCUUUCGACCUCUCCUCCUUCCCCUUGCUCUUGAAUCUGCAGUUGAAUCAGUCUGGCUGUGUUUGCCUGUUCCUUUCCACAAAACAACACCCUCCAAACAUGUGGUAUUUUAUUUUAAUUUUCUUACAUUGGGGCAUAUGCUAGAACCCCAAAUUCUUUUUUAAAAAUAAGAAAUACCACUAGGUUGUACGUGAGGUCAAUGUUGACACAUUUUGGGACUUUGAAAAAAAGGCCUAAAAUGGUCGGAAACAUGAUUAAAUUGCCCUCUGAACCCACAAAUGAGUAUUUUGGGGGGACAAAACAUUCAAACGUCUUAGAUGUGUAUGUGGACAAUAGCCCUCAAAGUUCCCCUGAAUAAACCUUAAUAAUUUGCCAGGUCAUUUUUUGGGAACAUUUGGUGUUCAAGAUGUCUUGACCUACAUUUCCCAUCAGACUCAUCCAGCAUGGGUGGCAAAUAUUGCCUGUUCUUGCCUUAGAUGCCCCAAAAGUAACUUUCUACUCUGAAUCUUUUGCCAUUCCUUGCAAUCAAGGAUGAUUCCAAUGCCAAUAUACCAUGAAUUCACUCUGGGCAAACUUGAACUAUCAAAUGUGCUGGAUUCAUUUCAUUGAUAGGGUUCAAUAAUUUCAAUAGUUUGGUUUUAGUCUAGACUAGAACCUGGAACCAAUAGCCUUCAGAGAGACAUUGAAUUUCACAUAGUGAAGCCCCAGUAACAAAAAAAGCACAUUGGGAAGCAGGAGCUUGAACUAUAUAUAAAGUAGUGAGGCUUGACUUCGUUGCUCUCUAUGUUUAGGAGUUUGGAUCCCAGAAUUUCUGACCAUUUGCCGUACAGGCUGGGACUUCUUGGAGUUGGAGUCCAAAAAUACCUAGAGGACCAACAUUUAAGGACUACAGAUAUAGAAGAAUAUUUAAUGUCUCCCUUGACUACUGUUUGAGUGCUCCCCCAGAACCUCAGCUGGAGUGGGCAAAACAUUGAAAAAGUUACUUUUUUAGACUAUUUGGGGAGUUGUAUACUCUCAAAUAGUAAUUAUCCUCCAAGGUUUUGUUCCUUUUGCCACUUUUGUAUUUCAUUUUGCUAUCAAGACGAAUAUAAAGCCACUUGGAGUUCCCUAUAAAUUUCAGUAAAGCCUUUCUCCUACCAUUAAAAUAAUUUCACUCCCUGCAGCCAGAUUAUUCCCUUUACCCUUUCCCCCCAACAGAUCAUGUUAUUCAAUGUAUUCCUUCACUUUUGUCAUACCCUUUCAAAAAUCUACCUCUAUCUUCCUUGUAGUUUUUUUUUUAAAAAAACACACUCUUUUGGUGCAUUAAUUUGUUGGCAUUUUUGUUUUCCUCGUGUUUGUUUUUCUUUUUAAAAAAUUAGCUGGUGGGUGUUUCAUUCUAAUUGUUUUUGUUUGGUUUGGUCCAUUUCCUUUAUUUAUGGUUACAGCAGUUUUUAUAUACUUGUUCAAGUUCUGAGCACGUGUGUGUCUGUGCGUAAAUAUAUUAUAUAUAUAUAUAUUCUACCCUUGUCCCUGGAAGAGAAAAAAAAUCCAACCUGAAAACUUGAACUGUCUUGGCUGUAAUAACCCCUCUCCCCUAAUUUAAUCAUGCUCCCUGGUAGCUGAAUUAAAUUUAUGCUGUGUAA
This is a messenger RNA of Anolis carolinensis (green anole), 5567 nucleotides long. Its product is annotated as serine/threonine-protein kinase NLK2. Gene Ontology annotation, biological process: protein phosphorylation; intracellular signal transduction. NCBI's taxonomy places the organism in Eukaryota, Metazoa, Chordata, Lepidosauria, Squamata, Anolidae. Gene Ontology annotation, molecular function: MAP kinase activity; ATP binding. The record is from RefSeq and is a predicted model, not a curated record. The coding region runs from base 2067 to 3428 and encodes 453 amino acids. The transcript has 11 exons. Gene Ontology annotation, cellular component: cytoplasm; nucleus.